GCUUCAUUAUGGCAAAAGAAGUGGAGGAUAGGAAAAACGGGACCAAUUCUGAUCUCACAUCAUCUUUAGAUUUUAGUUCAUCUUUGGUUCACAGUGUAAAGACGCGUAUAUUCAAAAUUAUUUUAAUAGGGGAUUCUAACGUGGGCAAGACGUGUCUAACCUUCCGAUUUACUGGUGGAACCUUCCCUGACAAAACGGAGGCUACGAUCGGUGUGGAUUUCAGAGAGAAACCUGUGGAGAUUGACGGCGAGAUAAUUAAGGUACAGGUAUGGGAUACUGCUGGACAGGAGCGUUUCAGGAGGAGUAUGGUGGAGCACUAUUACCGCAAUGUACAUGCAAUCAUCUUUGUCUAUGAUGUCACCAAAAUGACCUCCUUCCAGAAUCUCAAGUUAUGGAUACAGGAAUGCAAUAGCCAUCAUGUCUCACCUUUGGUUCCACGGGUUUUGGUGGGCAACAAGUGUGAUUUGGUGAGCCAGAUUCAGGUGCCUUCUAACACAGCUCUCAAGUUUGCAGAUGCUCACAACAUGCUGUUGUUUGAAACAUCUGCCAAAGACCCCAUAGAGAGCCAAAAUGUGGACUCUAUAUUUAUGUGCCUGGUUUGUCGGCUUAAAGCUCAGAAAUCCCUGAUCUACAGGGAUGUGGAGAGGGAAGAUGGCAAAGUGAAGCUGUCGCAGGAAACCAAUGCAAGAAAACACUGCUCAUGUUGAAUGCCACCACAGCAGAGGUUUCCUUACAUCAAU
Messenger RNA from Alosa sapidissima (American shad), 740 nucleotides. RefSeq names its product RAB33A, member RAS oncogene family (gene rab33a). Gene Ontology annotation, cellular component: endosome; Golgi apparatus. NCBI's taxonomy places the organism in Eukaryota, Metazoa, Chordata, Actinopteri, Clupeiformes, Clupeidae. The transcript is spliced from 2 exons. The record is from RefSeq and is a predicted model, not a curated record. Gene Ontology annotation, molecular function: GTPase activity; GTP binding. Bases 9 to 707 code for a protein of 232 amino acids. Gene Ontology annotation, biological process: Rab protein signal transduction.